Dioscorea cayenensis subsp. rotundata (Guinea yam) is the source of this 2329-nucleotide messenger RNA. Its product is annotated as far upstream element-binding protein 1-like. NCBI's taxonomy places the organism in Eukaryota, Viridiplantae, Streptophyta, Magnoliopsida, Dioscoreales, Dioscoreaceae. The transcript is spliced from 7 exons. Gene Ontology annotation, biological process: regulation of gene expression. The record is from RefSeq and is a predicted model, not a curated record. Gene Ontology annotation, cellular component: cytoplasm. The coding region runs from base 54 to 2099 and encodes 681 amino acids. Gene Ontology annotation, molecular function: mRNA binding.
UCUCUAGUUUUUAGGGUUUUAGAAAACCCUUUUCCAGCUCUCUAUCGAUUAACAUGGCGGACGAACCCUCGUUCGUGCCGCGGUCGGACAACAAGCGCAAGCUCGACGAUUCCCCCCCUGCGCCAUGGCCUGCUCGCCGGCCCUCGGGUUUCUCCUCUCCCACCGCUGACGCCCAGCCAGCACCAUCCUACAACAGCGUCCCUCCACCUCCUGACGGGAUCCAGCUCGCCAAGCAGCGUGCUCAGGAGAUAGCAGCUAAGCUCUUAACCGAGGCGGAGGCCAAACGUCCUAGGGUCGACAACGGCACUGCUGCUGGGGAUGAAUCCAGCGACAGAGGUUUUGGCUAUGGGUCUACUGAUCAUCUGCAAAAGCCAUUGAGCCAACCAAUGCACACUCUAGGUGGGGCGACUACCCCUUCAUCAUUUUCUUCUUAUGGCUUCCAGGGUUCCAGCAAAAAGAUUGAGAUUCCGAAUGGAAGGGUUGGUGUAAUCAUUGGUAAAGGUGGGGAAACAAUCAAAUAUCUUCAACUUCAAUCAGGAGCCAGGAUUCAAGUAACAAGGGAUGCUGAUUCUGAUCCUCAUUCACAAAGCAGAAAUGUAGAGCUCAUGGGCACUGCUGAACAAAUUAGCAAGGCUGAGCAGCUAAUCAAAGAAGUUCUUGCCGAGGCUGAAGCUGGGGGUUCUGUUAUGGUUUCUUCUCGGAAAUAUGGAGGUCCUCAAGUUGGUGUUGAGCAUUUUACCAUGAAAGUUCCCAACAACAAGGUUGGUUUGAUUAUUGGUAAAGGCGGUGAGACAAUAAAGAGCAUGCAAGCUAAAUCUGGAGCUCGUAUACAGUUGAUACCAUUGCAUUUGCCACCUGGUGAUACAACAACUGAGAGAAAUCUGCAUAUAGAUGGUACAAAAGAGCAGAUUGAAGCAGCCAAGCAGUUAGUAGAUGAGGUCACAAGUGAGAACCGUGUCAGGAAUCCAUCCAUGGGUGGUUAUCCUCCACAAUAUGGUGCUCCCCGACCUCCAACAAGCUGGGGUCCACCAGGGCCACCUCCGAUGCAACAGCCUGGUUAUGGUUACAUGCAGCCCGGAACAUACCCAGGGCAGCCUCCUCAGUAUAACAUGUCCCAAUCUGCUUAUGGUGGCUAUCCAUCCGCCCCUACAUCAGGUGGAUACUCUACCAGUUGGGACCAAUCUUCUAAUCCACCAUCUCAACAAACUACACCAGGAAGUGGCUAUGAUUAUUACAAUCAGCAGCAGUCUGUUGGGAACUCUUCUGCCCCUGCUGACAAUAACAGCAGUUAUAACUACGGGCAGCCACCAACUGGUAGCUACAACUCUCAAGGGUCAUACAGCGAUGCUUACCCACAAUCAGCUGCUGCAGGGCAACAGUCAAGCCAUGGGCAGGACAGCUAUUCUGGUGGUUACCAGGCUCCCUCAGCACAGACCGGCUAUGAUCAACAAGGGUAUGGUUCCACACAUGGUUAUGGAGGACCUCCUAAUGCAGCUUCAGAUCGCUCUGCUGCCAGCUAUGGCAGCCAAGGUGGAGCUGCCCAUGCUCCUCCAGCACGACAAGUGCCUCCAGUCCAGCAAUCUUCAACCCCACGGAGUUCACAGGGCUAUGCUGCUCAACAAACCGGAUAUGGCAUGCCACCUCCUACUUCUCAAGCAGGAGGAUAUGCAAGCCAGACUUCACAGAGUGGAUAUGGACCCUCCGGGUAUGGCCAGGGCCAGAGGCUCCCUUCUCAACCAAUUUACGGCCAAGGUCAACAGCCGCAGACUGCACAAGGAAGCUACAAUAGUGGCACAGUGCAACCAGGAGGAUAUGGUCAACUACCACCAACACAAGCUGGUUAUUCUCAAGAAUCUGUCCACCCUCAAGCUCCGGCUUCAGGUUAUCAGACCGGUUAUGGUCAACAACAGGCAUAUGGUGCACCACCUCAGGGCCAACAACCUUAUGGUCAGCAGCCAUAUGGUGAUACCUAUAGUGGUGGAUAUUCGCAACCUCCUGCCUACUCCGGUGAAAAUGCUACACAUGGAGCCUAUGAUGCGGUCGCAGCUGCUUCUCAACCUGCUUCUACUGGAGUUACCAAAGCUUCCCCAAAGAGUUGAGGUUUUUUAAUAUGGUAUGGUACAAUGUCCGGUUAUUUCUUUUCUUGGUUAGCUUAAGUUGUUGUGCACUUGCCUUUUAUAAAUUUGUAGUUAAUAGAUUGAGUUGAACUCUGUGUUAAGUUUAUUUGCAUCUUCUUCCAUCUUGGUUUCGUCCUGUGGCCUUUGUCAGCAUGACAUGUUAAUGGUUUUGCACUGCUAAAGUUUUUUUUAAAAAAAAACUCUUGAAUCAA